AUGAUACCUGUUGCUGGUAGGAGGUGGAAGGAAAAAGGCCACCCACUUCCUAAGUUUGGUGAGUGGGAUGUUAAUGACCCAGCUUCUGCUGAGGGUUACACGGUCAUCUUUAACAAAGCUCGAAAUGAGAAGAGAAGUGGUGGCAAUACAAACUCUCCACCAAAGGGUGACCCUACAUAUAAGCAUGGAGCAACUCUUGGAAAGCUUCAAUCAAAAAAAUGGUUCUGCUGUAUACAGUCUGCUGCUGCAGAAUCGUGAUCUCUCUUUGCUUCUACCCGCGACAUUGGAGAGUGUUUGAUCUGAAAUCUUAUGUCACAAAUGUUCCUCAAGUUCAUAGUUGUACUGGAAUUUGUUCAGUUAUGUUGUAGAAUUUAAAAAACUUUCGCCAUCGGAAGAUACUUUGCUACCGGUUUAUUUAUUUUUUGAUGUUGAUAUUAUUAUUGUUGCCUCGAGUCAGUU
This is a messenger RNA of Solanum verrucosum, 459 nucleotides long. RefSeq names its product protein NOI4-like. The transcript has 3 exons. The record is from RefSeq and is a predicted model, not a curated record. The coding region runs from base 1 to 258 and encodes 85 amino acids. Lineage: Eukaryota; Viridiplantae; Streptophyta; Magnoliopsida; Solanales; Solanaceae.